Molecule: messenger RNA, 1416 nt
Organism: Jatropha curcas
Lineage: Eukaryota; Viridiplantae; Streptophyta; Magnoliopsida; Malpighiales; Euphorbiaceae
Product: protein SHI RELATED SEQUENCE 1
Biological process (GO): positive regulation of DNA-templated transcription
Cellular component (GO): nucleus
Molecular function (GO): DNA binding; DNA-binding transcription factor activity
Source: RefSeq, a predicted model, not a curated record
UAUAUAUAUAUAUAUAUGUUAGAGGUCUACCUCAAAAGCUGCAAAGAAAACCGAAACAGCAAAAUCACAUAUUCAGAGUAAGAAAAGAGUCAGAAUCAGAAGAAGAGGAAGAAGAUCGUCUCAAGUUACUGAUUUUACCUAAAAACUCACACCAACAAAUUUCCAACUCCAAAAAGAAGACGACCCGCUUCUGGGUGCAAGCAAUGGCUGGGUGGUUCUAUCUAAGCGGGAGAGAAGGUGCGGUAACAAGUAAACAAGGAGAAGAUAAAAAUCAAGAGAACAAUUUGUUUUUAUACAGAUCAAAUAACGAACAGAUCUACAACAAAGGAUUUGAGAUAUGGCCGCAAUAUUAUCACCAACAGCAAAAUAUGAACAACUACUCCUCGUUUGGAGUGGGUCCUAGUCGAAGAAGUUUCUCUGAUGAAUCAUCAAGAUCAGGCUUUACGGUUAUGAGACAAGGUGGAUUAGGAGGAGGAGGAGGAGGAAUGAACUGUCAAGACUGUGGGAACCAAGCUAAAAAAGAUUGUGCCCAUUUGAGAUGUAGAACUUGUUGUAAAAGCCGAGGGUUUCAGUGCCAAACCCACGUCAAGAGCACUUGGGUCCCUGCUGCUAAAAGGCGAGAGAGGCAACAACAGCUAUCUGCUUUGCAGCAGCAACAACAACAUCAAGAACAGCAACACCAGCAGCAACAACAACAGUUUCGAGGAGAGAAUCCCAAAAGGCAGAGAGAGAAUCAAGGUGGUGCUCCCUCUCUUGCCUGCACUCGUUUAGGCACUACCACGUCAGGGUUGGAAGUUGCACAUUUUCCACCAGAAGUGAAUUCCCCAGCAGUGUUUCGCUGUGUUAAAGUAAGCGCAAUGGACGAUGCAGAUGAGCAGUUUGCAUAUCAAACAGCAGUUAAUAUUGGAGGUCAUAUGUUUAGAGGCCUUCUCUACGAUCAAGGCCCUGAUAGUCGUUACACCAGCGGAGGAGAGAGCUCUUCGGGUGGAGCCCAACAGCUUAAUCUAAUAACAGCGGCCACAACUAGCACUGAAGCAACUCCUAGUAACCAGCAAGGUACAGGUGCUUUGAUCGACCCGUCUUCUCUAUAUCCAGCUCCGCUCAAUGCUUUUAUUGCCGGUACGCAAUUCUUCCCACCCCCAAGAUCCUAGCUACUUUCAAAAUGGACCCUUUCUAAUUAAUUAAACUCUAGUGUAUUCGCAUUAUUCUUAAUGAACCCUUCAUUAAUAGUCUAUAAAUUGUUGGCUUUGUUUGUGUUUUCGAUCGUAAUUUGUAGUUUUUUAAGUUUAACACGCCCUACUAAUCCAAUCAUGUAGAAGAAGAACAAGAAGAGAUGAGCUUAAUUUAGGAAAAUUAGAACAAUGUGGGUGUUUGAUUAUUUUUGUUUUGAAUUUCAAUUCAGAUUUUCAAGGUUUA